Messenger RNA from Drosophila kikkawai, 1447 nucleotides. RefSeq names its product lethal (2) k09848. Gene Ontology annotation, biological process: ribosomal large subunit biogenesis. Gene Ontology annotation, molecular function: protein binding. Gene Ontology annotation, cellular component: preribosome, large subunit precursor; nucleolus. NCBI's taxonomy places the organism in Eukaryota, Metazoa, Arthropoda, Insecta, Diptera, Drosophilidae. The record is from RefSeq and is a predicted model, not a curated record.
GAGUUUGCAAGCUGGUCACACUAACCGGGCUGCACGUGUAAAGUUUGUUUUUUCUGGACUCCGUGGGAAAUUGCUUAAUUUACUGAAAAUUAGCCCAGAAAAAACACGAUGAAGUGGACUACGGCGAAUGUCAAGCACCCCAACUAUACCGCGAAACAUGAACUCUUCGUGGGAACACACACGGGCUCCUUCAAACACUUGUUGCCUGCUUCGGAAGACUCGCCCCAUGGGCAACGCAACCUUAGCGACCUGAGUGCCCUGGACAAGGAAUCUCGCGUUACCUCCAUGGCCUUUGGCGACGAGGCUCAGACGGAGAUCCUGCUAGGUCGAGCCAAAAACACUGCCGAACUGCAUGCCUUGGCGGACGCUAGCGGUUCCAAGAAAACCGUCAGCUUCAAGGCAGCCCCCAUCGUGGGUCUGGCCCGUUUCAAUGACAAACUGAUUGCCGGCAUUGGCAAUGGAGAGAUACAAAGCCUGGAGCUGGGGUCUGAUGAGGCUGCCGAGCCUGUGGUCAUCAGUACGGGCACUCAGAUGGAUCAUCUGCGUCAGUGCUUACAGUCAAGGAACAUUGUGGCCACCGGUGGCAAGGAGCGACAGAAUAACCUAAAGGUCUACGAUCUGAGUUCAGACGGAAAACAGAUCUUCACCUCCAAGAACUUGCCCAAUGACUAUCUGCAACUGGAGGUGCCAGUCUGGGACAGCGAUGUCGGCUUCGUGGACGGCCCCAGUGUGCUGGCCACCUGCUCGCGAACAGGGUACGUUCGCCUCUACGAUACGCGCAAGCAGCGCCGGCCGGUGGCUUGCUUUGCCAGCGAAGAGCACGGUAUGAGCUUUGCGGCUCUGGUGGCCCGAGGUAACUACAUCUACACGGGCACCACCAUGGGUGCAUUGAAGGCCUUUGACACUCGGCGCAUGAAAACUCAUGUGCACACCUACAAGGGAUUUACCGGCGGCAUCAGCGAUCUUCAUUUGGAUGCCACCGGGCGGUACUUGAGCUCGGCUAGCUUGGAUCGCUACGUGCGAAUCCAUGAUGCUGAUUCGACUGUUCUGCUCUACCAGUGCUAUGUCAAGUCUAAGGUCACCAAGGUGCUCAUACGGCAGGUGGAGGACGAGAAACUCGACGAAGCGGAGACUACGGCGGAAGAGAUAUCCCAACCUAAGAAGGAUAAGAUAAUCAAGGCAACGCCAUUGGACGAUGAAUACGAGGAUAUGUUUGACCAGAUGCCCACUGUGGGUGACAGUGACAGCGACAGUGCAGCCGAUAGUGACGACGAUGCCGAAGCGGAAGAGGAGGCGCCCAAAAAGUCGAAAAAGACUAAGCAGAAGCGAAAGGCCCCCAACACAUCUCUGAAAACUAAAAAGAAAAAGUUGUGAACAUCAUUUAUUAACGUGUUGAUAAGUUCCAUAGCUUAACGAAAAGUUUUAAAUAUAAGAUUAUAGAUAAAAA